AAUGUCCUCCCGAGUAUUCAUCCAGUAAAAGCGCUGAAGGGGUUGGUUCACUCUGCCCUGUGGGCCAGAACUCUUCUCACUGGCUCUGCUGUGCAGCUCCCCCACCCCUUUCCUUUUUUUUUUUUUUUUAAGAUUUUAUUUACUUAUUUUAUGUAUGUGAGUACACUGUCACUGUCUUCAGACACACUAGAAGAGGGAAUCAGGUCCCAUUACAGAUGGUUGUGAGCCACCGUGUGGGAAUUGAACUCAGGACCUCUGGAGGAGAGAGUCAGUGCUCUAACCGCUAAGCCAUCUUUCUAGGAUCUCUCUUCUUAAAAACUACAUUUUGACUAGCACUCUCUUGCCAUCGGGGUAGUCCAUAAUCCCCACAAAAACACUCAUCUGAAUUACACUUUUGUUCUGGGUUUUUCUAAUGAUUUCUCCACACACUACUUGGUAUGCUAUUUUAAAUUCUACAUUCUAAGGCAAAGAGCAUCUUAUUUGCUCUCCCAAACAAUGCUUUCUAUUCCCUCCAAGAUCCUGAUUUUUCAGAUCUUAGCCGAACUAUCACUUUCUCCAAGAGCUUCCCUAGUCUAGCAAUCUUGAUUAGUCCCUCUUCUCUUAGAACUUUUCCCUUGCUAAUUCGCCAAUUCAAGAUCCGCUGCUUAAUAUUUCUGAGUACAGAAAGCUAUUUUGUUUACGUCUGUAUUUCGGUAACUUAACGCACAGUGUGUACUUAUUGGGGGGGUGGGGGGAAGAGUGGGAAAAGCGGCGGCAGACAGAACGCAGUACUCUUGGGGCAGCCAGCGGGUCUCCUAGCGCCACGGCCUAGUUCCCCAGAACAAAGCUGGCCUCGAACCCGAACCUGGGCAAAUCGCCUAAGUCCGGUUCUUCCCGGAGCCAGAGCUGAUGCCCAUCAAACCUCGCCGGACUUGCCAAACAGGCACCACGAAUCCGCGGCGAGCGCCACCCCCACGUACCUUGGACACGGAGGAGGUGGCCAUAGUCCGCGGCCCCGUGUGCCUGCGCACUAUACACUUCCGCGCACCCUGGCGGAAGCAGAGGCGACUUCCGGCGCGGAGGCGGGGCUUGCGGGAAAAGGAGGCAUGGCGUGUGGCUUUCGUAGGUCGAUUGCCUGUCAGCUUUCCAGAGUAUUGGCUCUUCCACCAGAAAGCUUGAUUAAGUCUAUAUCGGCUGUUCCAGUUUCAAAGAAAGAAGAAGUGGCAGAUUUUCAGCUUUCUGUGGAUUCCUUGCUAGAAAACAACAGUCACAAGUCACAGCUAGACACUCAAGAUCAAGCCCAGAGACUGGCAGAGAAGCUUAAGUGUGAUACAGUGGUGACAGCCAUCAGUGCUGGUCCAAGGACUCUAAAUUUCAAAAUAAACAGAGCAUUAUUAACAAAGGCAGUGUUGCAACAAGUAACUGAAGAUGGUUCAAAAUACGGGUUAAAAAGUGAGCUUUUCUCAGAUCUUCCCCAGAAGAGGAUUGUGGUUGAAUUCAGCUCACCUAAUAUUGCCAAAAAAUUUCAUGUUGGUCAUUUGCGCUCCACCAUCAUAGGAAAUUUCAUAGCGAAUCUAAAAGAAGCUUUAGGACACCAAGUGACAAGAAUAAAUUACAUUGGCGAUUGGGGCAUGCAGUUUGGUCUGCUGGGAACUGGUUUCCAGCUGUUUGGCUAUGAAGAGAAACUCCAGGCCAAUCCUUUACAGCAUCUCUUUGAUGUUUAUGUACAAGUUAAUAAAGAAGCAACUGAUGAUAAAAAUGUAACUAAGUUGGCACACGAGUUCUUCCACCGACUAGAACUGGGUGACACGCAGGCCCUGGCCCUGUGGCAGAGAUUCCGGGACUUGAGCAUUGAAGAAUACACCCAGAUUUACAAGCGUCUUGGAAUAUACUUUGAUGAAUAUUCAGGAGAAUCAUUUUAUCGUGAAAAAUCUCAAGAUGUCUUAAAGUUGCUUGACAGCAAAGGACUUCUACAGAAAACAGCAAAGGGGAAUGUAGUAGUAGAUGUCUCUGAGACUGGCGACCUCUCUUCUGUCUGCACCGUGAUGCGAAGUGAUGGAACGUCUCUCUAUGCAACCAGGGACCUUGCAGCUGCCAUACAUCGCAAGGACAAGUACAACUUUGACACAAUGAUUUAUGUUGCAGAUAAAGGGCAAAAAAGGCAUUUCCAGCAAGUAUUCCAAAUGCUGAAGAUCAUGGGACAUGAAUGGGCAGAAAGGUGCCAGCAUGUGCCCUUCGGGAUAGUAAAGGGAAUGAAGACUCGAAGAGGAGAAGUCACUUUUCUGGAAGAUGUCUUAAAUGAAGUUCAAUCAAGGAUGUUACAGAACAUGGCUUCCAUUAAGACAACCAAAAAAAUGGAGAACCCUCGGGAGACCGCAGAGAAGGUGGGGCUGGCAGCUCUCAUCAUCCAGGACUUCAGAGGCUUGCUCUUAUCCGACUAUCAGUUCAGUUGGGAUCGUGUUUUCCAGAGUCGUGGGGACACCGGAGUCUUCCUGCAGUACACCCACGCCCGCCUCUGUAGUCUGGAAGAGACUUUUGGAUGUGGGUAUCUCAAUGACUUCAAUGUUGCUUGUUUACAAGAGCCACAGUCUGUUUCAAUUCUCCAGCAUCUUCUCAGGUUCGAUGAGGUACUUUAUACAGCAUCUCAGGACCUGCAGCCGAAGCACAUCGUUAGUUACCUCUUAACCCUGAGUCACCUUGCAGCUGUGGCACAUAAAACACUCCAAGUGAAAGACAGUCCUCCUGAAGUGGCUGGGGCCAGACUUCACCUUUUCAAAGCUGUCCGUUCUGUCUUAGCCAAUGGAAUGAAACUUCUUGGAAUUACACCUCUCGCAGUCUGUUGAAGCAAAGAAGCAAAGGAAGGACUUGAGGUUACAGGCGACAGACACUGAGCUGGGGCAGCAAUGACCUACGCGGCAGAGACGAGCUUGAGAACUGAACUCUGGGAACUGGGACGUACUUGUACCUGGCUGAAGGUCAAUGUCCCUCAAAGUCAGAGUCUAUUGACUUUAGUUCUUGCCUAAACUAAGAUGGUCAAGAUGACAGAAGUAUAUUCUUAAAUAAUCGUGAUUCCGAAGUCUGAACGAAGUUAAAUAAGCCACAUAUGUACUGGGGGACAGUGGACACCGAACAAACUAAGUCCCUUAUGGGAAUAAAAGUGCUGAGAUAAAGCAGCUGGGUGGAAAUGGCACUCGGGAAGCAGAGACAGGAGGAUCUGUGAGUUCAAGCUAUCCUGGUCUACAGAGAGAGUUCCAGGACAGCCAGGGCUACACAGAGAAACCCUGUCUUGGAAACAAACAAACAAACAAACAAACAAA
This is a messenger RNA of Rattus norvegicus (Norway rat), 3296 nucleotides long. It is a transcript of the gene Rars2, whose product is annotated as arginyl-tRNA synthetase 2, mitochondrial. Gene Ontology annotation, molecular function: nucleotide binding; aminoacyl-tRNA ligase activity; arginine-tRNA ligase activity. Gene Ontology annotation, biological process: translation; arginyl-tRNA aminoacylation; tRNA metabolic process. Gene Ontology annotation, cellular component: cytoplasm; mitochondrial membrane. The record is from RefSeq and is a predicted model, not a curated record. NCBI's taxonomy places the organism in Eukaryota, Metazoa, Chordata, Mammalia, Rodentia, Muridae.